Hipposideros armiger (great roundleaf bat) is the source of this 2301-nucleotide messenger RNA. It is a transcript of the gene DHODH, whose product is annotated as dihydroorotate dehydrogenase (quinone). Gene Ontology annotation, molecular function: dihydroorotate dehydrogenase activity. The record is from RefSeq and is a predicted model, not a curated record. The coding region runs from base 911 to 1981 and encodes 356 amino acids. Gene Ontology annotation, cellular component: mitochondrial inner membrane; cytoplasm. Lineage: Eukaryota; Metazoa; Chordata; Mammalia; Chiroptera; Hipposideridae. The transcript is spliced from 8 exons. Gene Ontology annotation, biological process: pyrimidine ribonucleotide biosynthetic process; 'de novo' pyrimidine nucleobase biosynthetic process.
CCUUCCAUCACCAUAUAUUUGACUCCUUUUACCCUUUUCUACCUCCCCCCAUAUCAUUUUAACAUAUCAACAUAAAAAUGAUUCAUUAGCUAUUUACUUUCCUUUCCUUGUACCAAGUCUUCCAAAUCGAGUGUGUGUUUUUCUUCAGCCCCUGUCAGUGUGGACUGGCCACGUUUAAAGUGCUCAGUGACACAUAGGGCUAGUGGCUCUUGUAUUGGACAGUAUAGCCCUAGCCUUUAGUAAAUUGGAAAAUUUAAUAGUCAACCUAUGCAGCUGAUUUUAGUAAGAGAGAUCCUUGUAUUGUAGAUUGUGUAAAGACCUUCUCUUUAUAAUCCCCGGGCAAUUUUCCCAACAGCAAACCCAGCAAGUGAAGAAGGUCCUAUUUUUUGGUAACAGAAUUGUGAAGCGCCUCCUUGGGGAGAUUUUGAUAGGCAUCUUUGGGGCCAUUACUGGCUUUCUGGAAGACUGACCUAUGGGAAGUUUAUUAGGCUGCACUUCCCGCUUUAUUGUGUUUGUUUCAGGGAAAAUUUCCAGCAUUAGCCAUCAAGUUAUUGAUUCUUCUGCUACAUUGCAGGCCAGGAUCGAUAGCUUCAGAGCGUCCAAGUCACUGGAGGUUCCAGGGUCACGGUUCUUGGCAGAAUCCUGUAGAUGGGAAGGGGCCGAGAGAGGACAGCCUGUGCUCUGGGGCGCUGAGUGUUCAGCCUCCUUGCUCUGUUUGGCACUCUCAAUAAACUUAAUGAAUAAAUCCAUCCAUUCACUCAGCAACGCAGCAAAUGCACGCACGCACCACUCUAUCUGUGAGGUGUUUUUGGCUGCAAGUAACAAAGUGCUUAAACAAUAGGCAUUUGUUAUUAGUUUCUUCUCAGAACAGGUGUAGUAGGCAGUCCAGGGUUGGUGGAGGAGCAGGGCAAUGUCAGGACUCUGGUCCAACUUCUCUGGACCUUACCCUCUUGUUUGUAAGAUGGCUCCCCAGCUACACGCGUUGUGUCCUCGCAUGUGGACAUCUGAGAGCAGAAAGGGAGAAAAGCCUAGAUACUGGGGGGAGUGGCUCCCAGUAGGCAUCACCUUGUGUCUCAGUGACCACGCCCAGUCACAUGGUCAUGCUUCAGUGGCUAGUGUGGCUGGGAAAGGAGUCAUUGCCAUUUCCAUCCAGUAUCGGGGGAAUGGCCAAUCGGUCAACAACCCACAAGUGGGGCUGGAGAGACAGAGAUAUGGAUUUAACAGUCACGGGCUCUCUGUGGUGGAACACAGGUUACGGGCCAGACAGCAGAUGCAGGCCAGGCUCACAGAAGAUGGGCUGCCGCUGGGGAUUAACCUGGGGAAGAACAAGACCUCGGUGGACGCUGCCUCGGACUACGCAGAGGGGGUGCGCGUCCUGGGCCCCUUGGCUGACUACCUGGUCGUGAAUGUGUCCAGUCCCAACACCGCGGGGCUGCGGAGCCUUCAGGGAAAGGCUGAGCUGCGCCACCUGCUGACCAAGGUGCUGCAGGAGAGGGAUGCCUUGAAGGGGGCACAGAAGCCAGCCCUGCUGGUGAAGAUUGCGCCAGACCUCACGGCCCAGGACAAGGAGGAUAUUGCCAGUGUGGUGAGAGAGUGGUCUGGAACCAAACCCGCAAUAUCUCCGAGGUGCGGGGGCCUGGCCUGGCUGCUGUCUCAGACCCUCCAGGGAAGCUUCUCUGCAUCCGUCAGUGCCACACCUGGAGGCUUCUUUUCUCUGUCUCACACUGCAGCUGGGCAUCGAUGGACUGAUUGUCACGAACACUACAGCAGCGUCCCCAUCAUUGGGGUUGGUGGUGUCAGCAGUGGGCAGGACGCGCUGGAGAAGAUCCGGGCGGGGGCCUCCCUGGUGCAGCUGUACACAGCCCUCACCUACCGGGGUCCGCCUGUAGUGGGCAGAGUCAAGCGGGAGCUGGAGGCCCUUUUGAAGGAGCAGGGUUUUACCCGAGUCACAGAUGCCAUUGGAGCGGAUCAUCGGAGGUGAGGACAUUGUCAGUGGAAGCGUGAUCCGGAACUUUCCCAUGAAAUCAAGCGAGCCUUUGUGGCUGGAUCAAGAGAGAAGGGACUCUGUCUCAGGCCACAUCCCCCAAACUACAAGAGCCCUUUCUCUGCAGCCUGUUUGGACUGGAAACCAAUCGUGAGGGUCGCCAGAAUCAAUACAUUUCUUUGGUCACUUGUCAGAUCAUGAACUGCAUUCAGGAUUUUUUCCAGACUCAAAUCCAGGAUCUUGUAAUAUUACAAGGACAUUAGAUACUGGUGGGGGAGAAAAAUCACGGAAAAAAAUAAAGCCAUUUAAAACCUGGA